CCUCUUUUGAUUUCAUAGUCGAACCUCCAUCCCUGGGUAUGGAUUCCAACAGGGUUUUGCUGGAUUUUCAAAUUCCUAUCCAAGAUGCAGUUUCUACACUUCAAUUUGCGCCUCUUUCGAAUAAUCUCCUAGUUUCUUCAUGGGACUCUAUUCUUCGCUUGUAUGAUGUUGAUAAUUGUACACUGAGACUUGAACUUACAUCUGAAGCUGCGUUACUGGAUUGUUGCUUCCAGAACGAAUCAUUAGCUUUGAGCGCUGCUUCUGACGGCUGCAUAAGAAGGUACGAAUUGCAAUCAGGGAUAUUUGAGACUGUUGGAAAGCACGAUGAUAGUGUAACCCAUAUUAGAUAUUCUGAUCAAACAUGCCAAAUAGUAACAGCAGGGUUGGAUGGGAAGAUACAGUUGUGGGACACCCGUAACGAAAAAUCUCUGUCAUUUGUGAGAAAUAUGGGUUCAGAUGUGAUAUCCAUGUCUCUCUCUGGAUUUAAUUUAAUCGUGGCUUCAGGAGCAUGUGUAUAUUUAUUGGACUUACGGAACCUAGAGAAAUCAAUUCAACUGAAAGAUUCUUACAUGAAAGUUCCAGUGGCCUGUGUUAGCUCAGUUCCUUAUAGUGAAGGAGUUGCGGUUGGAUCAGUCGAUGGACGUGUAGCUCUGGAUAUUGCUUGUCUGGACCAAACAGAUGACAUUAGAUAUACUUUUAGGUGUCACCCAAAGUCAAAAGCAGCAAAAAACCAUUUGGAGUCGGUGAAUGAUAUUGUGUUUAAUCCAAUACAUCAUGGUGCCUUUGCUACGGGUGAUAAUGCAGGCUUUGUCAGCAUAUGGGAUUUCCGAAGAAAGACAAGAAUACUUGAGUUACCUAGAUUUCCAAAUAGUGUGGCUUCUUUAUCUUACAACUGCGGAGGGGAACUUUUGGCUGUUGCUUCAAGUUGUACGUACCAAGAAGCUAAUGAAAGAGAAGAGCCUCCUCAAGUGUUCUUACAUAAUGUAAUGGGGAAGUAAAAUCUCAAAUCUUUUUCUGCUUCUUCCACUGGAUAACAUAACCUACCCUAUCCUGCCUUGCUUCCCACAAAAAGGUAAUAAAUUAUUCAUAUGUUUCCAGCUUUUAAAAGGGUAUGUUUAGUUUUUAUUUUGGUCUAUAAACAUUUCCUAUUUAUUUUGUUUACAUUUGUAGAAUUUUUAAAUGUUCAAUUUUAGGCUGUUGACGUUUGUGUUAUUUUUACACAAAACUUAUCACCGUUGAGUUCCAAAGUUCUUUACAAACUAGGGAUCAAAAUUGAUGAUGGAUUUUAAUAAAAAACAUGACGAUUUGUCAAAUUCUUACAAGGUGGGAAAGGAAGCCGAAUAGCGAUGGCGUUGUAUUGCUGUCCUCCAAUUAAUAGAAUUGAUAGACACAUAGUCAAGCUUCAUUGACGUUGCAUUUUAUCUAUGUGAUGUUUUUUUUUUCUUUUAAGAUGUGGAGUUUAGAAUUGGAGAAUUGCUAAACUAGGUGUGUUAUGCUUAAUUUAUAAUAUUUAAGUCUAGAGCUUCAUUGGCGUUGUAUUA
Cucumis melo (muskmelon) is the source of this 1541-nucleotide messenger RNA. Its product is annotated as mitotic checkpoint protein BUB3.3. The record is from RefSeq and is a predicted model, not a curated record. NCBI's taxonomy places the organism in Eukaryota, Viridiplantae, Streptophyta, Magnoliopsida, Cucurbitales, Cucurbitaceae. Gene Ontology annotation, cellular component: mitotic checkpoint complex; bub1-bub3 complex; phragmoplast. Bases 39 to 998 code for a protein of 319 amino acids. The transcript has 9 exons. Gene Ontology annotation, molecular function: ubiquitin binding. Gene Ontology annotation, biological process: mitotic spindle assembly checkpoint signaling.